This is a messenger RNA of Zophobas morio, 1971 nucleotides long. Its product is annotated as pickpocket protein 28-like. Gene Ontology annotation, molecular function: ligand-gated sodium channel activity. Gene Ontology annotation, cellular component: plasma membrane. The coding region runs from base 1 to 1971 and encodes 656 amino acids. The record is from RefSeq and is a predicted model, not a curated record. The transcript is spliced from 10 exons. NCBI's taxonomy places the organism in Eukaryota, Metazoa, Arthropoda, Insecta, Coleoptera, Tenebrionidae. Gene Ontology annotation, biological process: sodium ion transmembrane transport.
AUGGAUACAAAUGUGAAAUAUGUCGAUAUGGAAACUUCAAAAAAAUACAGUUUUUGGAAAGGUGCUAAUACUUAUUGUAGAGAAUACACAGAGAUAUCUGGUAUUCAUGGACUCCGUUACUUAACUGAGAAAAGAACUGUCUUUGAAAAAAUAUUGUGGGGACUUUUGCUACUAAUAUCACUAGCAGGAUGUACUUUAAUGAUCUAUCAAAUAGUAGAAAGGUAUAAAAACAGCCCUAUCGUAGUAAGUUUUGCAACAAAGGACACACCCUUGUUCAGCAUUCCCUUUCCCGCAGUAACAAUUUGCCCCGAAUCAAAAUGUCUAGAAGACCAUUUUAAUUAUUCUGAUGCGUAUAACAAAAUAUUUCAUUCGAACACACGUUUAAACAGUACUGAAAUGCGUAAUUUUUAUUACAUAAGUUUAUUAUGUAAUUCAUUCGAACAAAAUGCAUUUUUUACUUAUGUUUAUAACACAGCAUUCCAAGUUGAAAAUGAUUUUAGUGACAUAAUUAAUGAAUUAAGGCCUGAUGAGUUAAUAAGUUGUUCAUUUAUGGGAGAUGAUUGCUUGGACCAUUUGUAUAUUGUUCUUACCGAUCAAGGAAUUUGUUACUCUUUUAAUAUAGUUGAUCAGGAGGACAUGUUCAGAAGUGAUGUAAUUUAUUAUAAACCAUAUCGAAACUUAACAGCUAAACCUGUCAGCUAUAACAGUGACACCGGAUAUGCAAAAGAUGCUGGCAUUAAUGCUUAUCCAAAACGAGCAUUGUUGUCAGGUGCUGAUGAUUCUUUAAAUAUAGAAUUAGCUCAUGAACGAUAUACAACCGAUUUGCUAUGCAAUAAAAACAACCAAGGAUAUAAAGUUUUACUGCAUAACCCUCUAGAAUUUCCUCGUCUCAGUAAGUCUUAUUUUCGUGUUCCACUUCAAAAGACAGUGGCUGCAAUGGUUGAACCAGCACUUAUCGCAACAACACCAGCAGUAAAAAAUUUUAACCCAGAUUCGAGAAACUGUUAUUUAGAAAACGAACGCCCUUUACUCUACUUUAAACCUUACACUCAGUUAAACUGUUUACUCGAGUGUGAAGCAAACUUUACUUUGAUGAUCUGUGGCUGCGUGACUUACUACAUGCCAAAUGAUAAUUACAUGAAAGAUUAUCUAACCAUGAUAAAUACCACUGCGCUACUAGGUUUAGAAAACUACUAUUAUUCGUCUUUGUUUGUCUACUUUAAGUCAGAUCAGUUCACUGCAAUUGAAAGAAAUGAGUUAUAUGGACCAUCAGAUUUGGUAGCAAACUUUGGAGGUCUUCUGGGACUGUUCACUGGAUUUUCACUCAUUUCUGGUGUAGAAAUUAUCUAUUUCAUUACAGUAAGAAUAUAUUAUAAUAUACAACUUUAUGGCAACUGGCUUCCUGCAGAAUUUCAACCUCCCAAUUUUGAUAAACUCUUGUGGGAUGAGAUUCGUACUCGUCGUCAAGUCUCAACUGAAUCUGUCGGUAUUUUUAUUGCUCAAAUGGACAAUCUUUUUUCGGGUUUUAAUCGUCUCAUACCGGAGGAGGUCAAAGUGAAUGUAGUCACGCCAGCCAACUCUGUCGAGGCCCUUUGCGGCCUUUGCAAACAGUUAGAGCGUUGUAAGUAUACAGCCGAUGACUGCCAAGGGUAUCCAAAUUCGAGUUCCAAGCGUUUCGAACCGGACUUGGCCUGCUGCAUGUCUUCUAGUCAAAAGUCGCGGGGUCAACCAAAAGUGUCGAUGGUAGAGACGAAAUCGAGUCAUUCUCGUUCAAAAUGUGACAAGACUGUACAUCGUCUGUCGAUUAUAAGACUGUUAAGGGCGUUACAUGCUACCGAUGCAAGAAACCCGGCUAUACCACUAUUCAUUCCUAUCCACAUUUUAAUUUACAGUCUACUCCGAGUACGUCUCGUUUGGGAAACUAGGAAAGGGCCUGGAAAAUGGUCGCUUCCAAGGUCCAUCCUCAUCUAA